Molecule: messenger RNA, 2834 nt
Organism: Pelobates cultripes (western spadefoot toad)
Lineage: Eukaryota; Metazoa; Chordata; Amphibia; Anura; Pelobatidae
Source: the annotation of a GenBank genome assembly
AUGGCGGAUCAGCGGCAGCGCUCUCUCUCUACCUCUGGGGAGUCUUUAUACACCGUGUUGGGGUUGGACAAGAAUGCCACGUCCGACGACAUCAAAAGAUGUUACCGGUGAGUUGUAAAGGGCCCUUUGCCUGUUUCCCCCCCCCCCCUCCUUUUCUAGUAUGUAGUAGGGCGUGGUUUAGUAAAUGUUCUGCCAAGGACAGUAGAUAUGUCUCCAAUGAGCAUCCCUUCUCCCACAAUCCCUUGUACACGCAGGAAGUUGGCAUUAAAGUAUCACCCCGACAAGAACCCCGAUAAUCCUGAGGCAUCUGAAAAAUUCAAGGAGAUCAACAACGCCCACGGAAUUCUGACAGAUGCCACGAAAAGGAAUAUUUAUGACAAGUACGGAUCCCUGGGCCUGUACGUGGCCGAGCAGUUCGGAGAGGAGAACGUCAACACAUACUUUGUGCUAUCCAGUUGGUGGGCCAAGGUGAGGAUGGGUGCCAGGAGGACACUUGGUGUUAGUGCUGUAGGAUCUGAGAGGUGGAUAGUGCUGGGUAUACCUGCUAUAUAUAUUAAUGGGAUAUACUGGAAUGCUGUAUAUUUAUUAGGGUACUCUCUGUUGUGGGAAUAUAUAUUGGGAUGCCACAGAUAACUGUGAGCUGUGUUAUGGUGUAGUGAAUAAUUGAGGUAUUUUUACAUUGAUGUGCAGUUUUAUAACUGAAUUUAAUGUGUAUUGUAGUUCUGGAAUGCAUUCGUUGGAGUGCUGUAUGCGUGCAAGGUGGUAUAUUGAUACAUAGUGUAUAGAAUGUUUGAGCUAGAGAUGACUGUGGGAUCCAUAUACCGAUGACUGUGAAAUGUAUUGAUUUGUGGUGUAAUAUAUGGCUGGAAAACGUAGUGGGUAACAUUUAGCUGUAGGUACAUUGCAGUAGCUGUGAAAUGUGCGCAGUCGUGUAUAUAUAGCUGUGGAUGCAAGUAUGAAAGUGUUUAAAGUGACUGCAGUCCCCUGGUGCUGUCCUUCCGUACAGCGUUUAACUGUUUUUAACCGCCUGUGCUACUUGAGCUAAUGAAGUCUUUGCCUGAGCAGCAAUGAAUGGCCGUGAUUGGCUUAGAUUAUUCGAUGGCCACAUUCAGCCUAUCACAGUGCCCAUUUCUGGUAUAAAUCAUUGACUAGAAUGAAGUGUAUAAUCUCCAGUAGGGUGUGGGCUGUAGGCGGCCUUAUUUAGUUUUAAACGGAUCGAAAUUGAUUUAACACCGAAUUGAGAGAAAGCGCCAGAGGACUCUAGGCACUAUAACCACUUCAAUUAGAUGAAAUGAUUAUAAUACCCACAGUGUAAAGGCAGGGGUGUAUAUGUGUGUUAAAUCAGUGAAUACAGAGGGGUAUUUGUGUGGAGUUUCAUAUUAUGUGUAGAUGCAUAUUAAAUAUAGGUUUGUGUGUGUGUGAAUGCAGGUUUGCAUUUAUGUGGAGGGGCAAUGUGUGUGAAUGCAGGCCUGUAUUAAUGGGGAGGGGCCAUGUGUGUGAAUGCAGGGCCGCAUUUGUGCAGAGGGACGAUUUGUGUGUGAAUGCAGGGCUGUAUUAAUGGAGGGGCAAUGUGUGUGAAAUGUUGGACUGUAUUAAUGGGGAUGAGCGAUGUGUGUGUGAAUGCAGGGCUGUAUUAAUGGGGAGGGGCGAUGUGUGUGAAUGCAAGGUUGUGUUAAUGGGAAGGGGCGAAUGCAGGGUUGUAUUAAUGGGGUGGUGUGUGUGUGAAUGCAGGGUUAUAUUAAUGGGAAGGGGCGGUGUGUGUGUGUGUGAAUGCAGGGUUGUAUUAAUGGGGAGGGGUGGUGUGUGUGUGUGUGUGAAUGCAGGGUUGUAUUAAUGGGGAGGAGUGGUGUGUGUGUGAAUGCAGGGUUGUAUUAAUGGGGAGGAGUGGUGUGUGUGUGUGUGUAUGCAGGGCUGUAUUAAUGGGGAGGGGUGGUGUGUGUGUGUGUGUGUGAAUGCAGGGUUAUAUUAAUGGGAAGGGGCGAUGUGUGUGUGAAUGCAGGGUUAUAUUAAUGGGAAGGGGCGAUGUGUGUGUGAAUGUAGGGUUGUAUUAAUGGGGAGGGGUGGUGUGUGUGUGUGUGUAUGUAUGAGAAUGCAGGCCUGUAUUAAUGGGGAGGGGCGGUGUGUAUGUGGUGGGCUGUGUUUGGAUACAGAUGUAUUUGCACCCCUAUCCCUCUCCACGUCUCUGCCCUGCUCCUUCUCUAAUGGUAAUCUGUGUUUUGGGGUGCUAUACAUGGCUUAGUAUGUAUAUAUUUAGAUGCUGUCCAUAGCAGUGAGCGAUAUGUACUUACGUGUUGCAGACUAAUGACUGUGGGAGCAUAUAUUGCGGUGCUGUGGAUAACCAUGGGGUGUAUAUCUAUUGUCAUUCAUGGUAUAAAUGUGGGCUCCCCCUUUCUCCAGGCACUGUUCAUGUUUUGUGGACUGAUCACCGGCUGUUACUGCUGCUGUUGUCUGUGCUGUUGCUGUAAUUGCUGCUGUGGAAAGUGCAAACCGCGACCACCAGAGGGCGACGAGCCAGACUUCUAUGUGUCACCUGAAGACCUGGAGGCACAGCUACAGUCUGACGAGAGGGGUGAGUGUGACUUUUAGUACUUCCUAGUUUAUGCUUUAUUAUUCACUAUUUUUUUCCCCCUCAGAUACCUCUUGUCUGUAGUCCUUCGAGCUUCGCCCACUCCUCUCCUGUCCUUCUCUUUUCCCACCUCCCUAAUCCUGACAUGUUCUGUCUCUCAGCAGACACCAAUGAUGGCCCUGUUCUGGUACAACCCAGCUCUGCCACAGAAACCACACAACUCACCAGCGACUCCCACGCCAGCUACAAGACCGAAUCGUUCAACUGA